This is a messenger RNA of Gadus macrocephalus (Pacific cod), 2013 nucleotides long. RefSeq names its product glutaredoxin 5 homolog (S. cerevisiae) (gene glrx5). The transcript is spliced from 2 exons. The record is from RefSeq and is a predicted model, not a curated record. NCBI's taxonomy places the organism in Eukaryota, Metazoa, Chordata, Actinopteri, Gadiformes, Gadidae. Bases 185 to 661 code for a protein of 158 amino acids.
CCACAGAGAGCUGUCGCCCAAUCAGUCUCGGCUCCGGCCAUCGUGACGGGUGACGCUUGCCUACGUUCGUAAGCAGGAGGACAUUGACUUUACUUAACCCUCGUCUCCUGCCGUGUGUGUUCGGCAACUAAUCAAAACAAACACCACCUGUAUCGUUACACCAACGUAUCGUCAAGCGGACAACAUGAACAACCUGAUCCGAGCGAGCGUCCGCUGUCUGCGGGCGGGCAGCACUGCGGGGUACCCGUCGAUGCGGCUCCCCGCUGGGCCGGUGUCGUUCACCGCUGCCCGGCUCCUGUGCGCCGCCACGGACAUGCAGCAGACCCUGGGGGAGAUGGUGAAGAAGGACAAGGUGGUGGUGUUCAUCAAGGGGACCCCCGCCCAGCCCAUGUGCGGCUUCAGUAAUGCGGUGGUGCAGAUCCUCCGGAUGCACGGGGUGGACGACUACGCAGCGUACAACGUGCUGGACGACCAGGACCUCCGACAAGGCAUCAAGGAGUUCUCCAACUGGCCCACCAUCCCCCAGGUGUACCUCAACAGCGAGUUUGUGGGCGGCUGCGACAUCCUGCUGCAGAUGCACCAGAGCGGAGACCUGGUGGAGGAGCUCAACAAGAUGGGCAUCCGCUCGGCGCUGGUGGAGGCCGAGAAGGAGUCCAAGUAGCCCCGCCCCCCGCCGCCGCCGCCGCCGCCGCCGCCGCCGCCGCCGACCCACCCGGACACUCAGAGGAACCGACUCCCAGACGAACCACGGCCACCACCUGACCGGCCGCCGACCAGAGCCAAUCAGCACCGAUCUUUAUCUUAAUUUAGUUAUUUCCUGACGUGGGGAGGAAGGUACACUGAUUGGUUAGCAGGUGCCACCACUUAUCUUGAUGACGAGGGGGAGGGGGGCAUCACACCAGGGGUUGGGGUGCCCGAACGCUGACGUUCUGACGUUGGUAACAUCCAAAGGUAAUAAGCGUCAGAGUGUCAAAUCCAACGCGAAUACCAACUGCCACCGACCCCAGCCCCCUUUAGUAAGGAUAUGUUUACACCAGGUGGGGGUUUUACACCUGGUGUGUGUGCGUUGGAAACUUAACAAGCCCGGUGGAACCUUUUGGAGAAACGACCUACAAGUCUGAAUGACAGAGCAUUUGAAUACUAUUCCUGUAAGGGCCCUUCUCCCCCCUCGUCCCUGACCCCUCCUCCCCCCUUCCCUAGAAGGCUCUUGAUCCUGCCGUUUAUAGCACCACUUCCUGUUAGGGUUCAAACCCAGUGUGACGGCAGCCAGGAAGUGAUGUCACCGUCCCCGUCUUAUUUCUACUACACUAAACCAACGGGGAACGAUACUGUUCUGUUUAAACAGGGUCUUAUUCUUAUAUAUCGGGUUCAUUUCUUUGUUUUUUUUAAUCCCAGACAAAGGAUUAUUUUUCUAGAUCAGCUCGGAUAUUUCCAUGAUAGUUUGCUUUUACAAGCAAUAGUAUCUUUGAAGAAGCAGAUUAUUACAUAAUAGCCAAUAGCGACACGGUAAAGUUUGCCAAUGGUUACAUCUAACGUAGUUAAAGGCGGGCUUUACUAUUCAUGAAUAACAAGUUCAUAUAAACCACUUGAUUGACAGCAGGGUGCAGCAAUGAUUACACUGUGUAUGCAAGCCAUGUUUGUUUGUAUCCUAUUAACCCUUUCCUCUCACCAACCGCAGUCAGUUGGUCAACUGUCUAAUGAAAUGGUCCAAACGCACCCUCAUCAUGUGUACACUCUCCGAAACUUAACAGUCUUCCACCUCCACCGUUUUGUUUCUCCUAGUUCAAAAUGGCGGUCUCGGAAAUGGACAAGACAACACCUUGGUCUAUCUGUCUGUCCUGGUCUGUGGUCAGUUCUUUCUGUGUGAGCGCUGAAGCUCAGCGCUCUGCUUCACACUGUUGGUAUUUAAGUGACGCUUGUGGUGUGCACUGUAAGAUAAUUUAUAUUGAGAUAUUACGUGUAUUUCAGUGGCACAUUGAACUGUUUAUCAAUAAAAAAAAUAUUUUGCCAUGA